UUUUGGAUAGAAUAAGUUCAUAAUUGUAAUCAGUAAUGUAAUAUACAUUCCAAUUACAGAAGCGAUCCACUGUUACACCCAGAAAUGACACAUCAUGUACUUCUUUAAUUUUUUCACCUUUAUAUUUAAUAAACAGUUGAUAAACAUCAUCGUAAACGUUUUUGACUGGAAGAUAACAGGUACCUACACCCUUCUUGUAUUUCGUCGCCUCGGAAUAAUUUUCCCCUUCCAUAUUCUUAACAAAACCCGCCUACUGUAAAGAAUGGGAUACUGAGGCAUACAAUACGUUCAUUAGUCGUUCAACGCUUACAGUUGUAAGCUCUUGUUUUACACCUUACUUCUUUUAAGCAAUAAUUUCGACAUGGCGCUGUGGACACCAUAUAUUGAAGAAUGUCCUCUUGAUUUGAGUAAAACAAGAAAUAAUGAAAUAAUUCCGGCAGCGUUAGAAAGACCAUCUUCUAUUGAUCUCAUACCAUUUAAUCACAUGGAUUCUGCGCGUGAGGGGUGUCAUCUUCCUGUUCCUGUUCCCGUAGUGCAACAAACUGGAUAUAGUCAUUAUUUAGAGGACUAUUCUCACAUAUCAGCGAAUUCUGUGUUGACAUCGCCAGAAUUACUAGAACUACAGGGAUGCGAACCGGAGUCAUUGUCAGAUGAUCUAGAAUACACAGAAUUUGAAAAAGACGCCCUCAGAGUAAUUGCGGAAAGAAAUGGUGGAAUGCUGAUAGGGCAUAACCCUAAAAUGAAAAGAACUAUUCAAACAAAUGAAGCAGCUGACGAAGCAUAUCGUAUACAGCGGCAAAAAAAAUAAUUUAGCCGCAAAACGGAGCAGAGAUAAAAGAAAAAUGCGGGAACUUCGUUCGUCACUACAAGUAACUUAUUUAACGAAGAAGGUCGCAGAAAUGAAGGCAAAACUGGCUACUAAUCCUUGCAAGGAUUGUCUUGAACGAUCACGUAGCGUCAAUUUUUAAUUUUUGUGAAGAAUUUAUGUAUUUUAAGUGUGAUAUUUUCGUGCAACAAAAU
Galleria mellonella (greater wax moth) is the source of this 1020-nucleotide messenger RNA. RefSeq lists its product as uncharacterized. The coding region runs from base 362 to 808 and encodes 148 amino acids. The transcript has a single exon. The record is from RefSeq and is a predicted model, not a curated record. Lineage: Eukaryota; Metazoa; Arthropoda; Insecta; Lepidoptera; Pyralidae.